Messenger RNA from Onychomys torridus (southern grasshopper mouse), 1384 nucleotides. It is a transcript of the gene Nans, whose product is annotated as N-acetylneuraminate synthase. The transcript has 4 exons. Bases 627 to 1358 code for a protein of 243 amino acids. Gene Ontology annotation, biological process: carbohydrate biosynthetic process. Lineage: Eukaryota; Metazoa; Chordata; Mammalia; Rodentia; Cricetidae. The record is from RefSeq and is a predicted model, not a curated record. Gene Ontology annotation, molecular function: N-acylneuraminate-9-phosphate synthase activity.
GAUCAAACCCAGGACCUCCCACAUGCUAGGGAAGUAGUACUUGGCCAUCUCUGUCAGUCCUGAGAUUAUCCUGGAACUGUUUGCUAACACCUUGCAGUUUCUGGAAUCUUCCGGAUGAACCCCACUUUGCAGUGUUGAGGGUAACUUCACGCCAUGGUGUUGAGUCUGAAUGGUGACUGGCUGGCUUUUCUGUGGGCAGCACAUGCAGUUCAAGGUCCAAAAGGACCAGCUGAUGACCAGCGAGGCAAGCUGGGACAGAGAUUGCUCCAUUUGCCCCCUGGGCAAGGAUUCAAUGUCUUCUUUCUGUCCUUUGACCUUUGAGGGCCAGUCACUUUCUCUUUGCCUGGGUUCUGGGUCUUGCUUAGGUCACAGCCCUUUUGCAUCUGUUUACAAGUUCUGGGGGAAGGAAGAGUCUGGCCAGAAGCGAUGUUUCCCAUUGCAGAUUCUUGUAGCCUUGGAUGGCCAGCUCAUGAAGAGCAAGUCCCGGGUGUGCACUGGACAGAUGGGUGGUUGGACAUGUGAUGACCUAUCCUCCAGUUUCCUGCACUGGGUUCCUCUGGUACUCAUCCUGUACCACAAGGGCAGUGUUUCUGAACAAUGGUGAAAGAUACUGAUUUUUUUGGUAGAUGGCGGUUGAGUUUCUGCAUGAACUGAAUGUUCCAUUUUUCAAAGUUGGAUCUGGCGACACUAACAAUUUUCCUUAUCUGGAGAAGACGGCCAAGAAAGGUCGUCCUAUGGUGAUCUCCAGUGGGAUGCAGUCAAUGGACACCAUGAAGCAGGUCUACCGGCUCGUGAAACCCCUCAACCCCAACUUCUGCUUCCUGCAGUGCACCAGCGCCUACCCGCUGCAGCCGGAGGACGCCAACCUGCGCGUCAUCUCGGAAUACCAGAAACUCUUUCCUGACAUUCCCAUAGGGUAUUCUGGCCAUGAGACAGGCAUCGCCAUAUCAGUGGCUGCGGUGGCUCUGGGGGCCAAGGUGUUGGAACGUCACAUAACUUUGGACAAAACUUGGAAGGGGAGCGACCACCUAGCCUCACUGGAGCCUGGAGAACUGGCAGAGCUGGUGCGCUCUGUGCGCCUGGUGGAGCGGGCAUUGGGCUCCCCAACCAAGCAGCUGCUGCCCUGUGAGAUGGCCUGUAAUGAGAAGCUGGGCAAGUCUGUGGUGGCCAAAGUGAGAAUCCCAGAAGGCACCGUCCUGACCCUGGACAUGCUCACUGUGAAGGUGGGGGAGCCCAAAGGCUAUCCUCCUGAAGACAUCUUCAACCUAGUGGGCAAGAAGGUGCUGGUCACUGUUGAAGAAGAUGAUACAAUCAUGGAAGACUCUGUGGAAAGUCACAGCAAGAAAAUCAAGUCUUAAAAUAAAGUGCCACGCCUUGCUUCUCA